Ustilaginoidea virens is the source of this 1890-nucleotide messenger RNA. RefSeq lists its product as uncharacterized. NCBI's taxonomy places the organism in Eukaryota, Fungi, Ascomycota, Sordariomycetes, Hypocreales, Clavicipitaceae. Bases 1 to 1890 code for a protein of 629 amino acids. The transcript has 2 exons. The record is from RefSeq and is a predicted model, not a curated record.
AUGAGGUUACCAUUCAGAAAGAAGAGACAGGAGAGAGAAGGCUUGGCGUCGCCCGUCUUUGACGAGUUCCGAGCAGUCGGCGGAUAUGGACUAAAACCUCUAUUAUUCCCUCCGUCUCGGUUCUCCGCACAGCUUCUGGCAUCGCUACCGCCCAGGGUACUUGAGCGGAUCUUUGUGUUCGUUUGUCCGCACGCUGUAGACGACAGCUACGAGACCUGCGAGAAGAGCGCAAACGAGAAGGGCUGCAUGCUAUGUGAUUUACGGGACCUGUCGCGUUGCGUUCAGGUAAAUCGAGCAUGGAGGGCAACUGCCAUCAAGAUCCUAUACCAUAGUGUUCGGAUCGAUCCUGUUCAUUACUGCCAGCUCGAAGCAUUCCUUGCAGAACGACGGAAGAGGACUUCGCGAUUUGACAGAAACGGCACCCCCGAAGACCCAGCUCUUGCGCGACUGAGGCUUCUCCGCCGAACCGUUCGCGACGAUCCCACGCGAAUUGGAAAGACGGUGCGGUUCCUCAAGACGCCAUACAUGAUUCGAGAAUCGUGUCAUGUUGAGCUGGCGCAAACUAUUGCCGUGCUACCCAAUCUUAAGUACGUGGACCUACCUGAGGGUAUGUUCUCCGAUGAACCGUCGUACACAACGCUGCGACUAGAAGUCCAAGCCCGGUGCUCCAACAUUCGGAAAACGACGUACGCGGGUGGUUCUGAACGCAGCUUUGCCAGCCUCAUGUCGGGCCAGAUCUGGCCGUGUCUCGAAGUCUUGGAGCUAAAGCGCCUGAACGUGGAUCCGAAGGUAUUGAGAGGUGUGUUGACAUGCUUGGGUAAUCUCCGCGCUCUGAAGGUUGCCGAAACGUACAGCUUGUCGGACGAGGUUCUACUUGCCGACGAGAGCCUCCCCCCGUUGCCGGCGCUGGAGGAGCUCGUGCUCAAGGAUACGCCCAGCCUGACGUCAGCCGGCCUCAUCGACUACCUAUCGUUCUACGAAACCCAAAACGCUCUCAAGGUCCUGACGCUCAAGGAUACUGGUAUCCAGCCAUGGAAGUUGCAAGACGUGUUGGCAAUGGCGCCGUCAUUGAAGACGCUGGUCAUGCAGUCCGAGAUAUCCGAUUCCUUCCCCACCGGCGAGGCCAUCCCGCCACUUAAGCACACGGGGCUGACGACACUGCGAUUCGAGAUAUCGUCCACGUCUGCAGCCGGGCCGUUUGCCACCCAAGCCUACCACGCGUACCUGGCAAACUCCAUCCUGACGGGAAAUCUACCGCGAUUGCGCAGACUUUAUGUCCUCGACGAGCAGUUUCCAGACCAGCUGCGAAAUCUGCCGCCGCCCACUCCUACUUUUGCUGGUGGACGCGUCCGGACGGGGUACAGCGCCUCGGCCUCGGCAUACGACCCGCCCUCCCCGCGAGUGACGGCUCCGGGGUCUGGACUUUUGUCACCGACCAGCCCGACCCGCCAGCACAUGCCGAGCUUGCUCAACCCGCACAGACUCAGCUCGAACAAUCCCUUUGCAAACAUGAAGAGCGGAGCGGGAUUGUGGCCAGUGCUUCCUCCGACGCAGACACUCGAAGUCUUCACCAAGGACGACGAGCAUGGCAAAUGGAACUUUGCGCAAGUAGACUCCCUGACGGAUCCUGCGACGGCGCCUUCUCACCGAUGGAGCAGCAGCUACGGGCUGGCUGCAGAUGUGACUGGGCAGGGCUGGGAUCGUGGCGAAGCACGGCGCAGCAUCAUGAUUGGAGACGGCACUGGAGCGUUUCUGCCCCUAGACGGGGCCGAGGACGGGCCCCGUAGGUCGGAGGUCUUUGCCCUCGGUCCUGUGCCCGUACGCGGCGGCAUGAAACCGCGGAGCAGCAGCAGGGACGGGAAGGUUCUUGGAAUUUGGAGCAAGGUGUAA